This is a messenger RNA of Effrenium voratum, 880 nucleotides long. The record is from the annotation of a GenBank genome assembly. Lineage: Eukaryota; Dinophyceae; Suessiales; Symbiodiniaceae.
AGCUCAAGUCCAUCGCGACCCAUCGCAACAACUGCCCGAAGAGAUCACCCUGCAGCUCCUUGCCAGAGUGAUGCCGCGAACGCCCAUAGUCGGAGGCAACUGGAAGUGCAACCCCGCCAAGCUGGCAGACGCAAAGGCGUUGGUGGAUGCUUGGAAGGAGAAGCCUUUUGACAAGGAGAAGGUGGAGGUGGUGAUCGCCCCCACGGCUCUGCAUCUGGGCAGCGUGAAGAGUUCCCUGGAGGCGAUUGGCAUGAAGGUGGCGUCGCAGAACGUGGGCAAGAACGACAUGGGCGCCUUCACUGGAGAAUGGACCGCAGGGCAUUUGCAGGACAUGGAGAUUGGCUACACUCUCAUCGGCCACUCCGAGCGGCGCAGCAAGUACGGAGAGUCCGACGAGGACACCGCGGCAAAGGUGGAGAAGUGCCAGGCCGCCGGCCUCAAGGUGCUCUUCUGCAUUGGUGAGCUCUUGGAGGAGCGCGAGUCCGGGAAGACAGACGAGGUGAACAAGCGCCAGCUCGCGGCCGUCAUUCCGAAAGUCACCAACUGGGAUCUGAUGGUCAUCGCCUACGAGCCGGUCUGGGCCAUCGGAACUGGCAAGGUGGCCACCCCUGACCAGGCAGAGGAGACACAGGCCGCCAUCCGAAACUACAUCAAGGAAGCCGUGAGCGCCGAAGUGGCUGACAAGGUGCGCAUCCAGUAUGGAGGCAGCGUCACGCCAGAGAACUGCAAGGAGCUCAUGGCCAAGCCCAACAUCGACGGCUUCCUGGUAGGCGGCGCUUCUUUGAAGCCUACCUUCAUGGACAUUGUUGCCGCAUGCCAGGGCUGAAUUUUCGGAGUGACGGAAGGGACUCGAUCUGCCAACUAGAAACCUGGGGGGGUC